AUGGCCAAUUAUCCCGGAGACAGCCCUCCGUUUGCUUCGUCAGAUGCUGAUGAAACACAUUACGCUUAUGGCGAAUUUGUGUGGGAGAUAGAUAUAGAUACUAGUGCUACCGAGACCGAAUGGGAUCCAUUCUGGCUCGAAAAAGCUUCAUUGCAGUCUGAUCUGCCACACAGUACUUACAAUCUCAGUGGAGAUAGCGUACAAAGCCAGCCAGAUACUAAAUCCAGUGAAGGAUCCGACAAUAGGUUUAUCUCUGAUACAAACGAUUUGAACUCGUCAUCUUUACUACCUUGGGAAAGUCUGGAUGGCACAAUGCCCUUGCCAGAUUGGAAUAAUCUGAACGAAACAUUACCCGUACCGCAUUGGGACAAUAUGGGCGAAAGUGUUAUCCAUCCACUCCCAUCACUCGAUUCUUCCAUCGACCUGAAUCAUCAAACUGCCCAUCUCGAAUUCCUCAACAAUGAUACUCACAGGGAUUCAUUCCAAGCGACAUCCGAUUACACGGAGAACCAAGCUUAUGAAACCUAUCCCCUCAUCUUCGAUACCCAGUCCCCAAUACUACACAACUCCAACUGGGACCCAAUGCAUUCCCCACUGUACAUGAGUCCACCAACCGGAAACCAUCUACCUUCUAUAUCUCACACUACGCAAUCGCCUACUAUUAGCACCACCAACUCAAUAUAUUUGCCCACGCAAUCUCCUAUUACCAUCACCAAUACCUGCAACUCAAUAUCUCAAUCUACUUCCACUUCUACUUCCACAUCCACAUCCACAUCAACCACACCCUCAAGUGAUCGAUGCAUAUCCAACACACCACCAAGUGUUCAAGACGAAUACACUUUAAACACACCCCCCUCCACACCCUCCCCCACACCUGUCCCCUCUGUCCCCACCGUACCGCGCGCAAACGAGACAUGA
This is a messenger RNA of Sclerotinia borealis F-4128, 918 nucleotides long. Lineage: Eukaryota; Fungi; Ascomycota; Leotiomycetes; Helotiales; Sclerotiniaceae. The record is from the annotation of a GenBank genome assembly.